CAUUGAAAUAGCCAGCCAAGUUGAGCGUUUCUUCUUAAAUUUCUCGCGUGUAAACCUUAUCUGUGGUGUGCUCCAUCUGCAUUGGAGCACCUAUAUAAGCAACUUUCCUGACCCAUCGUUUUCUGCAAUUCAAUUUAUUUCUCUCUCUUCUAUCGAUGGCGUUCAGGAAAACCCUCGCUCAAGGACUCCUUAACAUCACCAAAGUGUCAUCACAAUCCCUCACCAAUUGUCGGAUUUCCUCUUCCUCCGUCAUCGGAAAAGUUUCCCCACGUGCCGCCGAGCCCGUUGAUCCCGGAGAAAAUGGCCGCUUCCGUUCGCCGCAACUCGCCGGAAGAAACCUCCUCGACAAGCUCAGGACGAUGGGUGUUGCCCACAACCGGAUCCGGUUGGAUGGGUUGACGCCGCCGCAGAUUAAAAUGGUGGACACAGUGACCAUCGAGGAUGCCAGAAAAUUGCUAAAGGUGGCGCAGGUGGAAAUGUUGAAAGCGAAACUAAGACAGACCCGAAAGAGUUGCAUAACGUUCUCGGAGUUCAUUGCGAUCUGCGCUGAGCAUUGUUCGGAUCAGGAUCAAGCGGUGGAGAUUGCAAAGAUGUUGGAUAAUUCUGCGGCUGUGAUUGUGUUGGGAGAUGUCGUGUUUCUCAGACCCGAACAGGUAGCGAAAGCCAUCCAAGGUCUUCUCCCUGUACCAGGAGCCAAGGUUCCCGAGUCAAUAAGAAGAGAAUUCGAAGAAAUGGAGAAAAAGAGGUUAACCAUUGACGACAGAGCAGACACCAUGGUUCGGCGUGAGCUCUGGGGAGGGUUAGGUUUUAUGAUGGUGCAAACAAUGGCAUUCAUGAGGCUUACAUUUUGGGAACUCUCCUGGGAUGUGAUGGAACCCAUAUGUUUCUAUUUGACCUCAAUGUACUGCAUGGCUUGCUACACCUUCUUCCUAAGGACCUCAAAAGAACCUUCCUUUGAAGGCUUCUACCAAGCCCGUUUCAGCUCCAAGCAGAAGCGACUCAUGAAGCUUCACAAUUUUGACAUUGAAAAGUAUAAUCAACUCAGGGCGGCUUGCUCUCCCACCACCAUGCCUCCUAAGUUUGAUCCCUCCAUGGCUCUCCCAUUUGACAAUUCUUCCAUUCAUCAAUGAUAUUGAAAAUGUUGUGGUGAUUGGCCUAGUAUGAAAAUAGAGAUUAUAUGGAAGGCCCUCGACAACAUUAAUAAUUUUUCUUUCACUACAGAGUACAGACUACAGCACAUUGCUGUCCCCUUCAGCAAAUUUGGGGUUGCAUCCCCUCCGCCGAAAGCUAUAGGAACAUGUUAGAAACGCGGUGUUAGAAUUAGAUGCGGCUUUAUGUAGAACAGAUGCAGAGUGUUCUUUUCAAUUUUCCUUUAAAUGUCUUUAUUUUAGCAUGACAAAAUGUCAAAACCUCUUUAUCAACCUUUUUCUUCACCUGCA
Molecule: messenger RNA, 1439 nt
Organism: Glycine soja
Lineage: Eukaryota; Viridiplantae; Streptophyta; Magnoliopsida; Fabales; Fabaceae
Product: calcium uniporter protein 2, mitochondrial-like
Exons: 2
Coding region: 156-1130 (324 amino acids)
Biological process (GO): calcium import into the mitochondrion; mitochondrial calcium ion homeostasis
Cellular component (GO): uniplex complex; mitochondrial inner membrane
Molecular function (GO): calcium channel activity; uniporter activity
Source: RefSeq, a predicted model, not a curated record